Vanessa atalanta (red admiral) is the source of this 4026-nucleotide messenger RNA. RefSeq names its product protein phosphatase inhibitor 2-like. Gene Ontology annotation, molecular function: protein phosphatase inhibitor activity. Gene Ontology annotation, biological process: regulation of signal transduction. The record is from RefSeq and is a predicted model, not a curated record. Bases 110 to 589 code for a protein of 159 amino acids. The transcript is spliced from 3 exons. Lineage: Eukaryota; Metazoa; Arthropoda; Insecta; Lepidoptera; Nymphalidae.
AAUGGUAGAAUUAUAUAGAAUCAGUGGGUGAAUUUGUCAGUUGUAAAAAACUGUUUUAAAAAUUGUGUUGUUUAGGAUUGUGCCAAAAAUAAUGUUUAAUUAAAUAAUUAUGGCUCAAAAUUUGCAGAAGAAGCCCUCAAAGGGCAUAUUGAAAACAUCUAGGAGUAUUGACAAUCAGGAUGGGACGCCUUCAACUAGUAAACGAGCGAAGGAACAGAGAUUUGAUGAAUUGAAUAUAAUGGAGACAUUUCAUCCACCUAAUAAGGAUUACGGGCAUAUGAAAGUAGAUGAACCAAAAACGCCUUACUCCGAAUCAAUAGAUGGUGACUUAGAGCCAGUCGAUGAGUUGGAUGCGAAUAUUUUGGCAGCUAAGCUAGCAGCAAGUAUGAAUAAGCCCCCAAAAUGUGUAGAGGCAUGUGACAGUGACGAAGAAGAAGAAUCUGAGGAAGCACGGCAAAAACGGCUCGAGUUUGAAAAGAAGAGAAAAAUACAUUAUAAUGAAUUUCAGGCCUUGCAGCUUGCGCGGCAAUUAAUGGCCCAAGAGGAGGAGGAGGAGGAUGAAGACAAAGCUGAAUCAACAGCCACUUGACUGCGUCAGCUGCUUCUAUAAAAUGCUAAGUGUUCCAGCUGGGUUCGAGUGUAUGACUUCCGGCUUAGCAGACAAUAUGAUGGGACAAAUUGUUAAUUAUUGCCCUAGGCAUCCAGUGUUCCUGUACGGCUGUAACAAAAUCAUAAGUGCUUGCUAUUUUAUAGUUGAUUAUGAAUAUUUAUGAAGAUCAAGUCCACUAGUGUUUUAUCCUUUUAAAAAUCAUAUUUGUUUUACCUCAUCAUUUGGUCAGAUAAGUAUGAUUGCUAUUGAUAUCCCAUAUUUUGUUUUGUUUUUAUUAGAAACCAGCAGUGUUCCUCGGUUUUAGCCGCUUCAAAUCUUCCAAAUUGUAGCAAUAAGUUUGAAGAUUGGGGUCAUAGUGUGUCAAAACAAUUAGACUACAUAAAAUAUGUUUUCAUCUAGGUUUGGUAGUUCUUGAGGUUAGUAUGUUCAGCCAUACAAUCUUCAGUUAUAGUAUAGAUUAUACUAGAAUAUAGAUUAUCCUAAACUUUUAUAUAUAUUUGUAAAUAUGACAGUGUUCAUUCAGGUUGGAUCUUGAUCUUCAUAUAAUUUCAUAGCAUAUUUUUUUACUAUUGUGUAUUGUAAUUGAGUUAAAUUAAAACUUUAAAUGGGCACUAAGCAUGGAUAAAGUAACAAAGAAAUCAUAAUAAAUUGGCAAUAACAGUAAAUUUAAAUAUUCAAGUUUUAACCGCGAUCAUAAUUUAUAUUGUUUUUUUUUUAUUGCCAUUUACUUAUUCCAUUGAGAGACGAAAUCAUUAGGCAAAGAAAACAUGAUCCCGGCUAAAACCCGAAUGGAAUUUAUAAUAUAGAAAUAUAGAGAUGUUUGAAGUUUUUUUUUUUUGUAAUGAAUUUUAAAAGCGAAAGCAUCAAAUCGUAAUGCAUUCUUUAAUACGUGCAUAAAUUAUAUACAAGAUGCGUCAGUCAUUGUGUUCAUACUUAGAGACUUGUAACAUAAUAUUGUUAAAGAGACUUAGUAUUGAUAUGCUCUUGCAUAGUGUUGAUUAUAUUCAUAAUUUAUCUGUAGUAUAACCUUGCUAUGAAGUAAUGGAUGUGGGAAGAAUAGAAUCGUCUCUUAGUCACCAUUCUCACGUUUACCUAAUGAAUAUCGAUGUCAUCACGUAGUUGAGGUUAAUUUAUAUCGUUUUAUUUUAACAAUUGAAUGCCAUAAAUAUUUUUAUUACUUACAAAUAUUUGUCUAUAAUAUAACAAAGGAAAUAAAAAAUUAAUUCCUUCAACGUUUUAUAUUUAAAAUAUAAUAUCAGUUCCUUGCUCAGAUUAUUCACAUAGCAUUAAAGUUAGACGAAAAGCUAAUUUUGCGUAAAAAAUUAUCUAAUCUGGGAAUUAAAAAAAAAUAUUGAUAAAAAUUUUCGAUUAAAAUCUAUAUUAAGUAGAAAGAACUAUAGUCUUAACACUAGAUACUUAUGAAUUCUAAUACAAUUUGUACAACAUUCAAUGAAGCGUACGUGUGUAUAUGCAUUUCAUACAGAGCUACGUAGAUUUUUUUUUUACGUUUCAAAAAAAAUCGUAAAUAAUGAAUAAUUGAUAAAAUAUUUCUUUUUUUAUGUUCAUAUUAUUGAAAUUGUUCAAUCACAAAUACACAGGUUUUCACACGAAAUAAUAAAGGUUUUAUGUUGAACACAUUCAACAUAAAACCUAUGUUGAGGUCGGUUAAAAUCUACUAUACUAUAUAUCUUUUGUUCACAUUUAUAACAUCUUUGAACAAAUUGUAUUGGAGUUAUCUAUAUGCAUAAAAGUUUCGAAUUUAUAUUAUAAAAAAUCUAUCUUUGAAAAUAUUUUCUUACGUCAUGAAACGCUAUAAGUGUUUAGAAAUAGUCGCAAAACGAAUCGAUGUUCUUUCUAGUAUAUUAUAGAAAAUAGAUCUGCUAGAAUUCUUAAUGGAUAAUUUUUUGUUUUAAUACUGAUAGGAGUCACAACGUUUUAAUAUAAUAAAAUUAUAAAUAUGGCAUUCAUGUAAGCAAACACCACUAUUAAUAAAAACAUUAUUGAACUAACACCAUGUUACUGAAUACGUUGAAAUAUAUCGUCACUGUCUUUUUGUCUGUAUGUUUUUAAAUGGCAAUAUUUUUACACUUUACAUUCUAGUAAUAUACUGUAUGUUGGUCAGAAAUAGGGAGUCCUAAUUAAGUUAUUUUAAAUAAGUUAUUAGUUUGUUGAGCCCUUAAAAGCUUACAUUCCUUGGCUUAUUGCAACAAGCUUCGGACUUCCAUAAUGUCACAGACUGAAACGAGGACUUCGCUUUCUGGCCAAACUAUAGACAAAUUAGCAAUAUAGAGAAGUAUUGAUAGAUUGACGUACAGACACAAAAAAAAGUUUUGCUCUAGAAUAUUUUACACGAAAUGCAUUUUGGAUUAGUCAGAGCUUAGAAAGGACUGUCAAUUCUUUGUAUAGAUUUACCUUACUAAUGAACAAUGUAUGGCCAAUGUCAAAGUACAGAUAGCAGAAAGACACUACAAUGUUUAUUAGUAAGGCCGAUUAUAAUAGAUUAUGUAUAAAACAGUUAUAACUAAUAUUACAGCACUUUAUUUAUAUUGAGACAAUAUUUUCAGUGUUGUAAUACGAUAUAGAAUAAGAACAUAACAUCGAGUCGUCUUAUUUAUUUGCGAGUGUGUUAAUUUUAUUUUUCUAUCGGUACCUUCUUAAAUUUAUUACUGUUCGCGGACAAGAAUAAACAAUAAUUAUGUUUCAUUGUAUCCAUAUAUAAUGAAACUAAUAAUAAUUUGUUUGUAUUUAAAACUUUUUAGCACGAUAAUUAUAUAAAAUGCCUUUUUAACAUUUUUUUUUCAUAUAAAUGUGUGAGUGUAAAAUUGUUUAUUUUGUCAUUUCAACGUAGAAUGUAGAUUGCUAAUAUUGGAUUAUUUUUGAUACAUAAUUGUUAUUGAUCACUUAAGAGAGAGUAUAAGAGACCUAAAUUGUUAAAUUAACAUAGAAUUAUAUUAUAAAAUAUAUUGUUAAAGUGCCAGAUAUGAUUAAUUAUUAUUGUCAUAAUAAAAAAUAUCAUAUUUAUUUCUACGCGUCGUCUUAUUAAAGAAAUCUUAAAUAAACUAUUUGACGCUCUAUCUUUCUCGCUUAUUAAUUAUUGUGUAUAUGUGAUUUGUCAAUAUGUGGGCCACCAUCUACGAGGCCUAUUACAUCAGGCGUUAUUUAGCAAACGAUAUUGAAAUUUACUAACAUGGGAUGCUAAAAUCUGAUUAACUAGUACAACAUGCUUCAGUCUUAUUGGACAACUCUUAGAGCUUGCACUGCAGACAGUCUUAAAACCGCCUGGAUUACCUUCUGUUAGGCCAUUAACAAGGGUUAUAGUGCUUUUAUUUUUACAAUAACAUCAUUAACAUAUAAAUAACCAAACUAAAUUCACAAUUUAUCUUAAGUAUAGUUAUUAGUCUCUAAUGCGUUAAAAA